Molecule: messenger RNA, 2214 nt
Organism: Menidia menidia (Atlantic silverside)
Lineage: Eukaryota; Metazoa; Chordata; Actinopteri; Atheriniformes; Atherinopsidae
Source: the annotation of a GenBank genome assembly
AUGGAACGCUCCCUUUCCGGGAACUCGUCUGUGGUGGAGGCAGAUGAGGCCGAGGACCACCGCCCUCUGCUGCCUCCCAGAAUGGCCCCCCCGGCCCGGGCCUGCUCCCCACAGUGUGGGCUGCACCGCGCCCUGGUCCAGACGGCCGGCGUCCCGUCCAGCGGGUGGCCGGACGGGAGCCAGCCCCCGGCCGCCGCUCCUAUAUACAACGGUCACCUUUACAUCAGCCCGUCCCCUCGCCCCACCAGGAAGGACAAGGCCAGAGGCAAAGAGAGGAGGUGUGAGAAAAGGCCAAGCAGGCCAAAGCCGGGACAGAAGGAGCCGAAUAAGCCGCGGGGGCCCAAAAACGCAGGAUCCCACCGGCUCCAGGAGAGGGUCACGUCUUUCACCGAUGUGCCCGUUUCCCCCAGAGCGUCCCCCCUCCCGGGCCCCCUCAGGUCCCGCCUGGAGGCCGGGGGGGGGCGCCAUGCACUGGACGACGUCUCUCUGGAGAUGCGCCGCCGGCAGAGUGUCCCGGAGAUAGUCGUCACCAGCAGGGACGAGGGCCUCCCGCCGGGGGGGGCGGCCAGGGGCCCCAGCCCGGGCCCCAGCCCCCAGCACAGCCCCAAACGCCAGCAGGACGCCAGGAAUGACCCGUACUGGAGGAGCCACAACAUCGGCUGGCGGCUGCUGCGGCGGCGGGCUCUGUUCCUGAGGAGGCAGCGGCUGAACGACGGCGCCCUGGCCGUGGGCAUGUUCGGCGUGGUCAUGAUGGUGAUGGAGACCGAGCUCUCCUGGAGCGUCUACAGCAAGCUUUAUGUUCACGACAUCGGUGCAGAGGACUGGCGGAUUGCCAUGACAACCAACCGCCUGGCUCUGAUAGCCUUGGAGCUGGCGGUGGCCGUGGUCCACCCGUACCCGGUGGGGCUGCUGGCGUACGUCCAGCGGAGGCCGGCCGGCGCCUCGCUGUCGGAGACGGAGCUGGAGAUCGUGCUGGCUCUGCCCAUGUUCCUGCGCCUCUACCUGCUGGGCCGGGCCGCCAUGCUGCACAGCCGCCUCUUCACCGACACGGCCUCCCGCAGCAUCGGGGCGCUCAACAAGAUUCACUUCAACAGCCGCUUCGUGGGGAAGACGGUGAUGACGACCUACCCCGGGACGGUGCUGAUGGCGUUCAGCGUCUCCCUGUGGAUCGUGGCGGCGUGGGGCCUGCACGUCUGCGAGAGACAUCACAACUACAGAGACCUGAGCAGCAACUACAUGGAGGCCCUGUGGAUGGUGUCCGUGACCUUCUUGUCCAUCGGCUAUGGGGACGUGGUCCCUCACACCUACUGCGGCCGCAGCAUCUGCCUGCUCACUGGGAUAAUGGUGAGGCUCGGGGGCGAGUGGGACCGGCUCCAGAAACCCUCACCCCCCGCGCGAAUAACAGGCCGAACUCCCGUCUGUCAGGGAGCGGGCUGCACGGUGCUGGUGGUGGCGGUGGUCGCCAGGAAGCUGGAGCUGACCAGGGCCGAGAAACACGUCCACAACUUCAUGAUGGACUCCCACAUCUCAAAAACGUUAAAAAUUGCUGCAGCAAAUGUGCUGAGGGAGACUUGGCUCAUCUACAAGUACACUAAGCUGUCAAGAGAGAGAGACCCCACCAGAGUCCGCAUGCACCAGCGGAAGCUGCUCCUGGCCAUCGACCAACUGCGGAGGGUGAAGAUGGAAAAGAGAAUCCUGGCAGAUCAAGGCAGCACGCUGGUGGACCUCUGCAAGGUGAGCGAGGCAAGUGGGGGGGGGGGCCUAACCGCACUUCCUAUGCAGAGCCUGGUGUACGACGUGCUGUCCGAGGUGCAGGGCUGCAGGGGGGAGCUGGACACGCACAUCCACGGCCUGGAGAAGCACGUGGAGGAGCUGAGGAAGGGCUUCAAGAGCCUCAUGCCCCUCCUCUCCAGCACCCUGUCCACGCAGAACUCCUCCAUCCGCCACCUACUCAGGGAGAGGGAGGUGAAGAACGAGUGCUUUAGCGGGACGGCAGCAGAUUAGUGGACACCACGGGCUGCCCGUGGGGGUCUGCCUGAUGCAACCACAGCCGUCGUGUGUAAGAACGGAAGGAAAAUGAGAUGAGGUCGGGCAGAUGGAAUUUUACUCUAACAUAUGUACACCCAGGAUGACGUUUGGUCGCUGUUCAGAAGGUGUCGACAAUAAAAGCAGUUAAAAAACAAACCAAACUUUUGUUUAGCCAAAACAAAAUUU